Filobasidium floriforme is the source of this 1245-nucleotide messenger RNA. RefSeq lists its product as uncharacterized. Lineage: Eukaryota; Fungi; Basidiomycota; Tremellomycetes; Filobasidiales; Filobasidiaceae. The transcript has 4 exons. Bases 122 to 1072 code for a protein of 316 amino acids. The record is from RefSeq and is a predicted model, not a curated record.
UCUCGUACUGCGUGGGAAGUGGGGUGAGCGACAGCGCUGGGAAGCUUGGUGGGAAUUGGCCUACAACCUGACGCAUCUGUUCCCGUCGUACCAUCAGAGACAUUCUGCGACCGAUUACCUGAUGUGGUCUGGAAGCUGGUUCGCAGAUGUGGCGGGAAGAUUGAUCGCACAGUUGACAAACACCCAGGGCUGGGCGUGCGAGGGAUGGUGUUCAAAGGGUUGUGAAGAGUCAAGACAGAUCGAGAUAUUCAAAUAUCCGGAGGAAGACCGGAUCGUACUUGAGCGUCUCACCAUACUGCGUAGUCCUCUUCCUGCGGAUAUUCUCGCGCUCACGUUGUCUCAGACCAAAGGCAUGCGGGCGCUCGAGCUGCUGGACGUUCAGAAACACUACCUUAUCGAUGGCAAUCUCGAGCUUGUGAAGCGGGGAUUGAAGAUGGCUACCUGCCUUGAGACGUUUGCUAUAAAGGUGGAGGGCGGCGUCGAGCAGGAAGGUCCACUGGAUGACGUGCUCACAAUCGUGCCGACGCUCAGACACCUCUCUAUGCAGGCCGAUCUACUAUCCCUGAAUUUCUUCGCUAUAUCAAGGACUUCAGAACUGCAGUCCAUCUUGAUCGGUUUUGCCACACGAUUACCGGUCCUCUUCCACGGCCGAGAAGCCCUCGAGACGCUCUGGUCGGAGGCUCAAGCAGAGACCAUAUACUCUCGAGCUCGGCAACAGGCGCAAUUGGUCUUUGCAGAAGGUACGACGUUUCAAGGGGCCGUCACCCAUCGUAUGACUCUGAACUCGACAAUGAUUUCGAUCAACGGCGCAGCCAACGCCAGGUCUUCGCCAGCCCCAAGUAUGGUUUUCAAUCAGCCACUCAUGCUGAGUUCAUCAUCGCCUCGGCCCGGGCCUUUCCUCACAACGAAUGACAUGGAAGGUUCAUCGCUCUCAUCGAUGCCCCAAUUGGGUCUCGAGUCUUGGUUAUUCAGGGAGCUAGGGAACCCCAACAGCGCCAUCUCCAAAGCGUCCCUCACCGGAGACGACGCCAUGGCCGUCUACGCGUCUUAUACACACCAUCCCCCGGUUUAGUCGUAGUCUUGCAAGACCGAUGUAUCUAAUCUCUACUUAUACCCAUCGAAGCUAGAAGUUGUAUGCCUUCGACUGCGCUUGUACAAAGUAGAACUUGUAGCAGCGUGCUUGAAAUCCUCUUGCACAGCAUCGGAAGCUUUUAGCUCUUCGGAAACAGAUCGCCCAUGUCCGAC